Messenger RNA from Lepidothrix coronata (blue-crowned manakin), 2979 nucleotides. RefSeq names its product SCY1 like pseudokinase 3 (gene SCYL3). The record is from RefSeq and is a predicted model, not a curated record. The transcript has 13 exons. Gene Ontology annotation, molecular function: ATP binding; protein kinase activity. Lineage: Eukaryota; Metazoa; Chordata; Aves; Passeriformes; Pipridae. Gene Ontology annotation, biological process: protein phosphorylation. Bases 423 to 2588 code for a protein of 721 amino acids.
GUCCUUCGGGAGGCGCAGUAAAGCCGGGCUUCCUCCCCGCGGGCUGCUGGGCGCCCACCUGCCGGUGUUCGUGCUCUGCGUGUGCGGGGUCCGGGUGGACACUGGCAGGUGUCACUUUGGGAAACCCCUGCCUUUGGGAGCAAAGCCCCCAGCACCUCCGAGAGCACUUCCAGGAGGCUCUGCUAGCCUGGGAGGUGGCGGAAAAGGCGUGUGGAAAACCAGGAACUGCCUCCCUCUGAGCUGUGGAGCGCCAGGGCUCGUGUGUGUUUCGGGUGAAUACCGUGCACAGGUGUCAGCAACCCAUGAAUAAGAAAAUGCUCUGAAGGUGAACUGGACAGCGCCCGCCGGAACUGAAUCUGUCUGAAAAAGGUCCUCCUUCCCCAAAAGGCCUGUUGGUGGUCAGGAGGGAACCUGUGCAAGGGAUGGGCUCGGAGAACAGCGCUCUGAAGAGCUACACUCUGGAGGAGCCGCCGUUCACGCUGCCCACGGGACACACCGUCUGCCCGGCCGUGCUGCAGGAUGGCAAACGCGCCUCCGUGUUCGUGUACAAGCGGGAGAACGAAGAUAAGGUUCAUAAAGCUGCCAAGCACCUGAAGACCUUGCGCCAUCCUUGCCUUCUGCGCUUCCUCUCUUGUACCGUGGAAGCAAAUGGGAUCCACCUGGUUACAGAGCGGGUGAAGCCUUUGGAGCUGGUCCUGGAGACACUUUCUUCUGCCGAAAUUUGCGCAGGGAUCUACGAUGUGCUGCUGGCACUCAUCUUCCUCCAUGACAGGGGAAACCUAACACAUAACAAUGUCUGUUUAUCAUCCGUGUUUGUGAGUGAGGAUGGGCACUGGAAGCUGGGAGGAAUGGAAACAGUUUGUAACUUCAGUGAAGCCACCCCAGAGUUCCUCUGUCAGGUCAGGUCCGUACGAGACCAGUCGUGCAUCCCGUGCGAGGAGAUGUCUGCAGAUUUCAAAAUCCUGCCCAGCAGCUACGGGCACGCGAGGGAUGCCUAUGCCUUUGGAACAACAGUUGAAAAUCUCCUGACUGUCCUCAGUGACCAGGUUUCAGCAGAUAUUCUCUCCAGCUUCCAGCAAAGCUUGCGCUGCACACUGCUAAACCCAGACCCAAAGUGUCGUCCACCACUGUCCAGCUUAUUGUCUCACGAGUUCUUCAGGAAUGAUUUUCUGGAAGUUGUGAAUUUUCUGAAGACCUUAACACUAAAGUCUGAGGAGGAAAAAACUGAGUUUUUCAAUCAGGAGCUUUUGGAUGAGCUGUCUCUCCUUGUCGAAGCAGCCUUUUCCCAUCUCCACCUUUCUUCCCUAGAGCAAACUGGAGAGAGCCAGACCAGCUGCCUCCUGUCACCAGCCUUGUUCCAGGCACACGUCAUCCCUGUGCUGCUGAAGCUGUUUGAGGUUCACGAGGAGCACGUCCGGAUGGUGCUGCUGUCCCACAUCCACGCCUACGCUGAGCUGUUCUCCCGGGAGGAGUUGAAAAACAUCAUAUUGCCACAGGUGUUGCUGGGCCUUCGAGACACCAGCGACUCCAUCGUGGCCAUAACGCUGCACAGCCUGGCAGUGCUCGUGUCCCUGCUCGGGCCUGAAGUGGUUGUAGGUGGAGAAAGAACCAAGAUUUUCAAAAGCUCUGCACCAAGUUUCAUGAAAACUGCUGAUCUCUCCUCAGAAGAUUCCCCCAGUCACGUUGUGAGCAAUCAGAGAAAUCAAACCUCCUGGCCCUUGAAGAGCAAUUCCAGCUCGUUCCCCAUCUCUGGAAAUGUACCUGUCAAGAAGCUUUCUGGGCGACAAGACAAUCCCCUGGCUUUAAAGACAGGUGAGCAAGGCACUCAGCCCUCCCUGAAUGGAAUUCCUGGAAGCAUGACUACACUGAAUAGCAGGAGCUCUUUGACUACCUCUGAAAAGCCAGCAGAGGAGUGGCCAGACUGGAGCGAGCCAGAGGAGACAGACACUGAGAAAACUGUGAACAUUCAAAUUCAGCCCCGAGAGCUGCAGGGCAGUGUGGGACCUUAUUUUGCUGAUCAUGAUGUAGAUGAGAAGCCCUGGGAUGACUUUGAGCCCAGGAGCCCCAGUCCUAAACUGCCCUCAGGGAACUGCCUCACUGUGACACAAGCUGAUGCAGUUGGAAGGCCGAGGCCUCUGCCAGGUACCCAUCAACUGAGCAAGGAAUUCAAAAGCCUCAGACUGAGUCCCCCCACAAAGUCCUGCCCUGGGAACAGCUGGAGCAAUGACAGGUGGGACCACCAGGACCAACUGGAACAAACUGUGCUGCCAAAACCAACCUCUCAGGAAAGGUUGAAGUCUUCAUCAGAGAACGGCCUGGGAGAAGAGUUCACGAUCAAAGUGAAGAGGAAACCCGUGCAAGACCCUGAGCUGGACUGGUUUGCUGACAUGAUCCCAGACAUUAAACCUUCUUCUGCUCUCCUGAUUUUACCUGAGGCCAGAACAGAAGCAGUUGAUCCCACUCCCUCGGGUGCCUCCCAGAACGUGCUGUUUUCAUCCAAAUUUGCAGCAGCUGAUGGGAUUGAGGCUGAAGCUACAGGCUGGGGUGAAGAAGAGGAGUUGAACUGGGAAGAUGAUACGACCUGGUAACGGGAUGGAAAGAGACAAAGGCCAUUUGUGGUGUGUUGGACCCUGUGCGAGGAGUCGCUGCUUCCCCAGUACCACGGAUAAGUACCUCAGUGCUGCUUUUGCCAGAAGGCAGGCACUUGCUGCCCAGCCAGCGAGAGCCCGGGGGACCUGAGCUCCUGCCAUGGAUGCUCCUCCCCAGUCUGUGCCAAAACCUGCAGGGGUGAGGCCUGCACUCAAGCAAUAUGCCCAGCUGUGGUGCGUGCCGCUGCUCCCGGAGAGAGGAACAGCGGGAUGGUGGUGAAGGGUGGGAUGGGGCUGGCGUGCUACUGGAGGCCAAGAGUGGUGUAAGUGAUUGUUCCAGAGCUCAUCCCUGCCCUGAAAAACUGCUGACAAUAAAUGAAAGUCACACUGA